This is a messenger RNA of Apis mellifera (honey bee), 1644 nucleotides long. RefSeq lists its product as uncharacterized. NCBI's taxonomy places the organism in Eukaryota, Metazoa, Arthropoda, Insecta, Hymenoptera, Apidae. The record is from RefSeq and is a predicted model, not a curated record. Bases 988 to 1422 code for a protein of 144 amino acids. The transcript is spliced from 6 exons.
GCCUAAAGGCGUCGCAGAUCAAGCACGCGAAACGCGAGUUGUUCAGUCCUCGGCAAAAGGACACGAGGUUUCGUGUUAUUCCUAGAUAUAUCGACGUUAUUCCUAGACAAGUGUUCUUGAAAUCCUGAUAAUUAAACUAAAAGAUAAAUCAAAAUAAACUAUAACUUUUGUUUAUCAAAUAAUUAUUUCGAAACUUUAACACGUGUUUAAAAACGAUCGAAACGUUCGCGAAAUAAAUUAAACUUGUAAUCGUAUAUACGUAAUAAUGAAUCUCUUUAAUAAUUUUAGCUCGUGAAAUAUAGAUUCAAAGACGAAAGGUGAUACGAUCAAUCGUCUGUGGAUAAGACAAACUACGCGAUACGGAAAAUUCGAUCGUGAAGAAGCAUCUCGAGAAGAACUCGAACGUGACUCGACUCGAAAGAACAAGAUCGACAAACUUCAGGAUCGACAAACUUUCUUAGAUACACGGACAUGGCACGUCGUCAAGCCAGUGACAAGAAAUCAAUAUAUCCUUUUCGAUCUUCCCGCGAUAUCGCGUUCACUUGAUUAAUCGAAGACAUGUGCACAUUGUCGUGAAUUUGAACGAUCUAAAAUCCAAAAUACGUAUAAGAUCGAUUUUAAGUGCAAAUCAGUGAAACCGUUCUCUGCCAUUGUUGUAAUAUAUUAGAGAAAUAUAAUAUUAAAAGAAAUUUAUCCAUCAUCGAUAACGUUAAUAUUUGAAUGAAUAAAUCGAAGAAAUUUGGUUCAUAAAAAACUUUUAAGACAUUAAUCGUGAUGUGUCUACAAACUAUCCAUUGAUUUAUUCGAAAAACUUUCGAAAUAUUCAACGGUCAGUUCCUAUUAAUAAAUCGAUUUUUCGCAUUCGAGUGAAGUUGCAGAGAGUUCGAUCGAUGGAACGACCAGAGGAUUUAGUGUCGAAAGAAAUGUGCAGAAUGUGGUCAAUUUACAACGUAUAAAUUGUCUAUCAGUUAAAACACGAAGAGCAAAAUGUCGGUUGAAGUGAAGGGGGGUCGACCAACAAUGCCAACAAUUCCACAAUCCAAGAGACCAACCAUUUUCGUUUAUCCCACAGUAACUCCAGAGAGCAUUAUCAUCCCGAUAGUAUCAUGCAUACUCGGAUUUCCAUUACUGGCCCUUAUGGUCAUCUGUUGCUUAAGAAGAAGAGCAAAGUUAGCGAGAGAACGUGCACGAAGAAGAAAUUGUGAUCUAGAUCAUGGAGCCCUUAGUCUCGUUCGUUUUAGCCCUGUUCACCGUUUAGCAUCUAAAGAGGAUUUAGCUGGAAUUGAUCGUCCAACAAGAGCAGUUUCGUUGCGAAGUGAUCGAGGAUCUAGAGCUUUCCCAUCAUUAGAACUAGACACGGUGGUCGAAGAACGAUCGGAUCCUGAACAAAGUACUGCAUUAGAACUGAGUAGUCCGGAUUAGCAUUCAGUUUUGGUACCGCCUAGGUCUCCUCGACCAUCGAAAUCGGUACCAGUACCCCUGGAUCAUAGUCCUUUAUGGACAGCAUUAACACACGCUAAUGCCGUAUCUUCAGCUCUUGGAGAUACCUAGCAGGAAGUUGAAGAGGGCAGUUAUAUCGAAGCUCUCGUUCUUGAUUUACCUAUAAUCUACUAAAAAAACUUAUAAUAAAAUAAACAUUUUGUG